Molecule: messenger RNA, 2735 nt
Organism: Mycetomoellerius zeteki
Lineage: Eukaryota; Metazoa; Arthropoda; Insecta; Hymenoptera; Formicidae
Gene: sky
Product: GTPase-activating protein skywalker
Exons: 12
Coding region: 708-2537 (609 amino acids)
Source: RefSeq, a predicted model, not a curated record
UACGCGCGUGAUACGCGGACGUACGCGUCGCGAUUGUGCGAGAGAGAGAUCGAGCUGCUGUAUGUCGUCGGUCCGCUGAUUUCCGUGACGGCAGUGAGGUAUACGCGCGAAACGAUUCGUGAUCUUGAGCGACCCGGAGAGGGAUCGCGGGAUGUCAAGCGCGCGUCGUAGGAUUACGUGCAACGUAAACACACGCACGUACGUAAACGUUCGUGCGCGCGCGCACGCGCGAGCAAGCGAUCAGCCAGGCAGACGUUGAAGCGUACAAAGCAGCAUCUCGCGAUCAAGUGUAUAGUCGGCGGUCGGUGUGGUGCCCGACAAUCAAUCGCCCGACAGACGAAGUGAACUGAUUGCAUACUGACGCGCCAGACGGCCCGAAAAUUACCGCGCGAAGUGAGGAAACGCGCGAUCGGCCAAAGCGCGACUACGUUCAGAGCGACGUCGACAGUGGCUGAGUGGCAUCGCUCGGGCGGGCAGUGCGGACUGCGGGAACACCGCCGUCCGUGCCGCGCCGGGCGGCUCGUCUGUAACGUCCCUUGUUUGCAUGCCACGCUUCGACACGAGGAUCGGAGCUGCCUGUUGGUGUUUCGUCGCGCUUAUCGAGAUGAAAAUUGAAACUUCCCAAGACAUGACGUAGGCAGUGGCAGGUGCGUGAAAAAUCGCCAGAGCGGCCGCCAUGAAGAAUCUCGUGCCGUAGUUGUUAAGCGAUGUUAGUGACUGCCUCCCCGAUGGACAAUUCGCCGAACACGCUAUCGGUGGUCGAGGAGGAGGCGACGAACGUCACCGACAUCGACGACGCGUUCCCACCGCAUGUCGACACCAGCAACAUUGUUAUCCAUCCGGAAUCACCCACCAGCAAGAAACAGACACUGAAAACUUUUGCAGAGGUGAACACGUUGCUGCAGGCCAGCAGGAAGCGGGAGGCGAAAUUGAUCAUACGAGAGAACGCCUGGCCGCUUAACAACGGCAUUAGGACGCAGCUCUGGCCGGCACUCUGCGAUCAGCACGCGCACGGCAAGAACAUGCUCGACGGAUUCUACUGGGACAUGGUUAACCAGGUUUUUGGAACGACAGAAUUACCAGAAAAAUCAAUCAUGCUACCGCCGUUUGUCGAUAGUACGCAUUGCUUGUCUUACAAUUUGACAAGGAAGGGCAGAAACGUGGCGGACAGAAUCGUAUCUGUAUUAGGAUAUGCUUGUCCUGACAUUACAUACAGCCCAUCCCUUUAUCCGUUAACUGCACUUCUCUUGCAUUUUGUGCCAGAGGAGGAAUGUUACCACUGUAUGGCUACUUUGGUAGCUGCCAAAGAGAAAAUAUUCAUCACGCAAACCAAACUUCUUUAUGAAGUUACGUGGAAAACGGUAGAACAAAUCACUAAGAAACAUGUUAAAUCAGCUGCUGUACAUUUAGCGAGGCAUUGCUCCGGUUCAAGAGCAGAAAGAAUCUACAUGGACUGGAUCUGGUGGAUUCUUCAACUUCUUCCAUUUCAACAUCUAGUCAGGGUUAUGGACUGUUUUCUUCAUGAAGGCAUUAAGGUCUUUUAUCGGGUAGCUAUGGCUAUAGUUUUAUUAUUUUAUAAGCAUUCUUCGCCGCAGAAUUCCGAAUGGAUGAAUGAGAUUUCAAAGAAUGGGAUAGAUGCCGCUCUAUCAAAGUUCUGCAGACAAAUGCCAGUGACACCUGCUAAAUUUUUGCGCACCGCUUUUGGGAUACGCGGACUCAGCUCAGCAUACAUAUCGCGAGUAUUUCUGCGCACAGAAAUGGCUCUUAAGAGCAAGAGCGUCCUGACAGGGUCCCGAUCCUUGGCCAGGUCACGUUCGACAGACAAUCUACCCACCAGUCAGUCCCAAGUCAACAUUCAGAUGAUGUCACACACACUCACAAUACGAGAAAAAGAAUGUGAAGACACGUACAAAGACAGGGGCGCACACAGUCCUGGACCACGCGCCUUAUCAAUGGGCGUUUAUCCCAUACAAAGUAUAUGCUCCCAGAUCCUAGACAUGCCUGAUUUAUUUACCCUAUGGUCAUGGCUACCGAUGAGGAUCACGAUGUAUCAGCCUACCUUAUUAUACACGACUGAAGAACAUGGAUGUUCUUUGACGACGUUCUAUGUGCGAGUUGAGCAGCAUGAACCGACCCUUCUGAUGAUAAAAACCUGUAAUAACGAGGUAUUUGGAGCCUAUUGUUCUACUAGAUGGUGCGAACGUAAUUUGAAAGAUGAUAAAGGUCAAAGACAAGCAUACUUUGGUACUGGUGAGACAUUCCUGUUCAGUUUGUAUCCUGAGAGAGCCAAGUAUCCUUGGGUUGGUAUGGAUUCAUCGCACAAUGACUCAAGAGUACAUCAUUCAGCCGAGCUAUUUAUGGCUGCUGAUUCGAAGAUGAUAACUAUCGGUGGCGGGGACGGUCAGGCAAUCUGGAUGGACGAAAAUAUAAGAUUCGGUAAAACGGAUCGAUGUUCGACCUUUAACAAUCCACCUCUCUGCGCUAAUGGUGACUUCGAGAUUAGAGUGUUAGAAGUGUAUGGCUUCGCCGGUGCCUGAAGAGGGAAGAAACAGCGGUGUAUUAGUUUGUUUUAUUCCCUACUGCCAUUUAGUGACUCUCUUUCUACAUAUACGUACUAAACACUGUGUUAUAUGUCAUGAAUGUGUCUCCGCGUAUCAUUCUCUUUAGUAAAUUCGUAUGUAAAGAAUAUACAAUGUGAGAUUACAUUAUAUAAGAGGACAAAAAUAUUCUAUUUG